AUGGUUGUCGGCGCUACGGGCCACCAUCCAUGGCGCCCGGCCCACCGGCAUGCUUGGGACGGCGAGGCACAUCCGCUGGUGCGUAGCACGCCCAGUAGAGAGCCUGGGAGCGAGCAGCCCGCCACGAUAGCUUCUGGUGCAAGGAGGGCGGCGCCGCAGCUUACUCCCACCGCCGUCGCCGAUCGAUGGCAGCCGCCACUGCACGACUGCCUCUUCCUCCUUAGACCCCGCCUCUUCCAUCUCGCACGUAGCCCCUCCCAGGUUGGACAGAGGAGGCGCUGCAGCGCACGCGCACUCUUGCCGUCGCCGCUUGAUGGCCGACACCGCCGCAUCACCGCCCCCUCCCUUGCAGCUUCUUGCCAUCCCAAUCAACACUCGUCAAUCUCCUCGACCCCGGCCGGACGGGAUGGUCAGGUCGCCGGCAACCCCCACCCGGACCCCCAGGUCACCGACUGCCCCAAACCCGACCUCCAGCUCGGCAGCUGCCCAAACCCGAUCUCCAGCUCAGCGGCCGCCCCAAACCAGACCCCCAGCUCGACGGCUACAGAUCUUGAGGAGCACAAGGGUAUUGGUAAGCUCUUGUAUGCCAUAAAAAUUGAGAAGGCUAAUGGCCCAGAUCUUGAGGAGCACAAGGCUGCUAGUGAGCUCCAUGUGGAACCACCAAAGUGCAAGAAAAGGAAGCGAAGUAGGCAGAGUAGCGGCGAGCUUCAUGCAGAACACCAAGAAACAAACAAAGUCGUCAUGAAGUCAUCGACGUCCAAGAAAAAGAGGAAGGCAAGUGAAGGAAUGUGCACUAAUCCAUCAGCACCGUUGCUUGGACCUUUGGCCGUUGACAUGGAUAAGCAGGCACCACCAUUAAAAAAGAAAAGGCUUAAUAAGAGAGAUGUUGCAACUACACCAUCACUUGAAGCUUUGCUCGUUGACAAGGAUAAGAAGCCAUCGCCUAGAUCUUCUCCCGUUGACAAGAAUAAGGAGUCAUCACUAUGCAAAAAGGUGGCAAGAUCUCCAGUUCUUAACAACGUGGUAGUGUCAUUCUUAGCCAGAAGGGGAAAAAGGACAAGUCACUAUCCCCGUCACAACCUUCACUGCUGGCUUUGUCACCCAAAGUAGCAAACCUUGGUUCAUGCAGACCAUGAAAAUUAAAACCAAAAAUUUGGAACGAGGCAGAGCCAAUCUAUGUUGAUGGAAAGCUUGUAGAAGGUCGUUGUACUUACUGCAACCAACGAUUUCCUACCUCAAAAAAGUCAGGGACAAGACAUAUCGGUAAACAUUUGUUGCUAUGUGAGGAGAGAUCUAAAAUGGAUGGUAUGGUUGCCAAGAUACAAACUGAUAGUGCAAUUGAUCCAUAGUGGAAGUUUGACCAAGGGUGUGCACGUAGAGCACUGGCAAAGUUGAUUGUGCUACAUGAAUUACCUUUCACUUUUGUUGAAUAUCCUGGCUUUAGGUCUUUUGUUAAGACAUUGAAUCCAUGGUUCAGCGUGGUAUGUAGAGAAACAAUUAAAGAAGAUUGCAUUGAUGCAUAUGAUAAACACAAAAAAGAAAUUCAAGCACUUUUUAGCAAUGUAAGUUCUCGAGUAUCAUUAACGGGUGACAUGUGGACAUCUAAUCAGAAGCUGGGUUAUUUAUGCAUAACUGCCCACUUUAUUGAUGGCUCAUGGACUCUAAAAAAACAGAAUAAUCACAUUUUGCCUCUUGGAAACUCCACACAACGCUUAUAACAUGUUUGACAUGGUACAAAAGAGCUUGAGAGAUUGGAAAAUUGAAGACAAAAUCUUUAGCUUUACCCUGGACAAUGCACCAGUUAAUACCUCGAUGGUUGGCCACAAGAAUUUUUUUGGUAGAUAGGUAUCUUGUGCAUCAUAGUGGAAAAUUAUUGCUUGUUAGAUGUGAUGCACAUGUACUGAAUCUAGUGGUGCAAGAUGGGCUCGACGCAAUGGCGUCAGUUGUUGAUAGAAUCAGAGAAUCAGUGCUGUAUGUCAAGAGUUCGCAAGGCAGAAUGGAGAAAUUCAAUGCGAUGAUUGCACGGGUGGGACUUGCUUGUAAAAACCAUCCUUCGCUAGAAGUGCCUACCCGAUGGAAUUCAACUUAUAAUGCUUGAAUCAUCAUUGCCGUUCAGAGAAGCGUUCGAAGCCUUGAAAGAAACUGACAAAGAUUAUAAAUUUGCUCCUUCGGCUAGUGAAUGGGAGAUGGUUGAGGCUAUUUGCCAUCUUUUGGGCGCUUUUUACACAGCCACAAAGAAAAUCUCGAGUAGGACAUAUCCCACCUCUCACCUGUACUUCUAUGAGGUCUGGAAUGUGAAGCAGAUAAUGGAGAAAGAAGUCAUAAGUGAAAAUCCUACCAUUGUUGCCAUGGUGAAAGAUAAGGAGAAGAAAUGGAUGGAAUAUUUUGAGGAGUCGUUCUUAACAAGUUGUCUACCGGUGAUAUUUGAUCCGAGGUACAAAUACGAAUAUGUUCACUUCUGACUGACCGCAGCUUUUGGUGGUGGCGCCGAGAAAUAUCUUACCAAGGUGAAUAGUGCGAUGAAGAUCCUAUUUGCUGAAUAUGCAUCUGAAUAUGAAAACACUUCUGAUGAAGGUGAUGAGGUUGUAGAGGAGGAUGGUGAGCGCACUCUCGAUGACUGGAAUAAGCAUUUGAGAUUGAAAAGAUCCCACAACUCAAAUGAGCUACAACGAUAUCUUGAGGAAGACUUGUUUCCUCGCCAACAGAAAUUGGAUAUCUUAAAGUGGUGGGAGAUUCACUCCCCAAAGUAUCCAGUGCUUGCGGCUAUAGCACGGGACAUAUUGGCAAUGUCUGCGUCUACAGUGCCUGCAGAGGCUGCAUUUAGCAAUGCUGGACGGAUCAUCACUGCUCAAAGAAGUAGUUUGACCCCGAGUACUGUUGAGACGCUGAUGUGCCUCGAGGAUUGGUUUCGAGCAGCUGAUCACCAAAAGAUGGAACCAACAGUUGGAGACCAUGGUGGUGAGCAAGACGAUGCUGGAACCACCUAAGGUAAUUCUGCUAGUUGUACUUUGCACUUUUUGUUCCUUCACCAAAAAUACUAUCUUCACCACAUCUGACUGGGUGACUGCCAGCUUCGCGUUUGACCUGACAGCAGGGCGCUCAUGUUCUUGUUCUAGGCAAAUCAUAUUGUUCAGACAUUAUUGAUUAUGAAACUGAUAUCAUUGCAUUUAGUGGCACAUUGUUUAUGGGGUCACAACUAAUUGCAACCUGGAGGAAUGCAUGCAAGAAGGUGGUGGUUUCAAUUUGUAGCACGAACAAGUACUGCCAAUUUUUUUAAAAUGUUUAUUUCAGUGUUAAGGAACAGAUUAUUGUGCAUUCGGUGGUGCAUUGUCCAUGGCCUUUUGCAAGCUGGAGACAUAAAAGAGCAAGUAAACAGUGAGCUAUAUGAUGAUAUAAUUCUAGUGAUGCUGGAAUGAAAUACUCUCUUUGAUGCCCAGACCUGUUUAGUGAUAGCAAUGGAGAGGUGUAAGCACAUUCAUACUAUAAUCAAAUAUAUUAUGUAUCUGCUAUUUAAAUAAAGAUCUCAGCUUACAAUUGUCUCAUGAGUGCAAGUAAUUACUAAUAAGCAUUCUUUGUUGCUUCAGGAGAAGAAGAAAGUUGUCAACUUCAUGCACUCAUGGCAAAAGAAGAAAAAGUUGUCCAUGGACUGAAAAUUUGUUCUAUGAAGCCUGACUUGGCGGCCAACGUAUCCUCGUCGCAUGUCUACUUGAUCAGUAGUCACUGAAGGUUUAGUGGAUUCAUCCAUAUAUGUAACUGAAGGUUUAGUGCAUUCGAUCGAUUCAUUCGUAUCUGUAACUGAAGGUUUUGUAGAUCUGAUCGAUUCAUCUGUUUAUGUAACCAAAGGUUUAGUAUAUUCCUUCCA
Molecule: messenger RNA, 3862 nt
Organism: Triticum dicoccoides
Lineage: Eukaryota; Viridiplantae; Streptophyta; Magnoliopsida; Poales; Poaceae
Exons: 6
Coding region: 1-1110 (369 amino acids)
Source: RefSeq, a predicted model, not a curated record